This is a messenger RNA of Mus caroli (Ryukyu mouse), 3031 nucleotides long. It is a transcript of the gene Cry1, whose product is annotated as cryptochrome circadian regulator 1. The record is from RefSeq and is a predicted model, not a curated record. Gene Ontology annotation, molecular function: FAD binding; DNA binding. Gene Ontology annotation, biological process: circadian regulation of gene expression; negative regulation of DNA-templated transcription; entrainment of circadian clock by photoperiod. NCBI's taxonomy places the organism in Eukaryota, Metazoa, Chordata, Mammalia, Rodentia, Muridae. Gene Ontology annotation, cellular component: cytoplasm; nucleus.
GCUGACGCGGCGGAGUCACCCGGGCAGCCUCGGGACCGGUGACCGGCAGGCGAGCGUCCCGCGGCCUGGAGCUCUAGCCCGCGCUCUCCGAGCUCGCUGCCCACUCCGGGACGCACAGGCCGCGUCGCGCGGAGGCCGCGUGAGCUCGUGUCCGUCCGUGGAGGCGGCCUCGGGCGCGCCACCGUCUCCUCGCGGGCCGCCUCGGUUGGGCGAGGUUUCCGUGACGAGCCUCCCGGGGCUGCUGCGACCAGCUCGGGCCGUCGUGGCGGCUCGGGCCCCGCGCGCUCGCUUGCGCUCCGGGGGUCUCAGGCCCUGGAAGGUAUGCGUGUCCUCCGGACGCUGGGCGCGGGCUCCUGAAGGACGUCGCGCGUGGAUCCCGGCGCCUCGGCAGCCUCCAUUCAUCUGCCAGCUGCGCGCUCGCCGCCUCCGCGCCCCGCCUCGGCGUCGCCUCCUCCCGUCCCCCCUCUGCAGCCCUUUCCCCACUCCUCGGGUGAGGAGGUUCUCGUGGAAGCGCAGGUGUCGGUUAUGAGCCCGGCUUCCCUCCCUUGAAGCUCUCGGUAGAGGAAGUCGGGGUGACCCGCCGCGCCCCGAGCAUGGGGGUGAACGCCGUGCAUUGGUUCCGAAAGGGACUCCGGCUCCACGACAACCCCGCCCUGAAGGAGUGUAUCCAGGGCGCCGACACCAUCCGCUGCGUCUACAUCCUCGACCCCUGGUUCGCCGGCUCUUCCAACGUGGGCAUCAACAGGUGGCGAUUUUUGCUUCAGUGUCUUGAGGAUCUUGAUGCCAAUCUACGAAAAUUAAACUCUCGUCUGUUUGUGAUUCGGGGACAGCCAGCUGAUGUAUUUCCCAGGCUUUUCAAGGAAUGGAACAUAACUAAACUCUCAAUUGAGUAUGAUUCUGAGCCUUUUGGGAAGGAACGAGAUGCAGCUAUCAAGAAGCUAGCUACUGAGGCCGGUGUGGAAGUCAUCGUGCGCAUUUCACAUACGCUGUAUGACCUGGACAAGAUCAUAGAACUCAAUGGCGGACAGCCACCUCUAACAUAUAAAAGGUUUCAGACUCUCGUCAGCAAGAUGGAGCCACUGGAGAUGCCAGCAGACACCAUCACAUCAGAUGUGAUAGGAAAGUGCACGACCCCUCUGUCUGAUGACCAUGAUGAGAAAUAUGGAGUUCCUUCCCUGGAAGAGCUCGGCUUUGAUACAGACGGCCUGUCCUCUGCAGUGUGGCCAGGAGGGGAAACUGAGGCACUUACACGUUUGGAAAGGCAUUUGGAAAGAAAGGCUUGGGUGGCAAACUUUGAAAGACCUCGAAUGAAUGCAAACUCCCUGCUUGCAAGCCCAACUGGACUCAGUCCUUAUCUCCGCUUUGGUUGUUUAUCAUGUCGGCUGUUUUAUUUCAAACUAACAGAUCUCUACAAAAAGGUAAAGAAGAAUAGCUCGCCUCCCCUUUCUCUUUAUGGGCAACUCCUGUGGCGUGAAUUUUUUUAUACAGCAGCCACAAACAACCCACGCUUUGACAAAAUGGAAGGGAACCCCAUCUGUGUUCAGAUCCCUUGGGACAAGAACCCCGAGGCUCUGGCCAAAUGGGCAGAAGGCCGGACAGGCUUCCCGUGGAUUGAUGCCAUCAUGACCCAGCUUCGUCAGGAGGGCUGGAUCCACCAUUUAGCCAGACAUGCGGUUGCCUGUUUCCUGACUCGUGGUGACCUGUGGAUCAGCUGGGAAGAAGGGAUGAAGGUCUUUGAAGAGUUACUGCUUGAUGCGGAUUGGAGCAUAAAUGCUGGAAGUUGGAUGUGGCUGUCCUGCAGUUCCUUUUUUCAACAGUUUUUCCACUGCUACUGCCCUGUGGGUUUUGGUAGGAGGACAGAUCCCAAUGGAGACUAUAUUAGGCGUUAUUUGCCUGUCCUAAGAGGCUUCCCUGCAAAAUAUAUCUAUGAUCCUUGGAAUGCACCAGAAGGCAUCCAGAAGGUAGCCAAGUGUUUGAUAGGAGUUAAUUACCCCAAACCGAUGGUGAACCAUGCUGAGGCAAGCCGACUGAAUAUUGAAAGAAUGAAGCAGAUCUAUCAGCAGCUUUCCCGGUACAGAGGGCUAGGUCUUCUCGCCUCGGUCCCUUCUAACUCUAACGGGAAUGGAGGGCUCAUGGGCUAUGCUCCUGGAGAGAAUGUCCCGAGUUGUAGCGGCAGCGGGAAUGGAGGGCUCAUGGGCUAUGCUCCUGGAGAGAACGUCCCGAGCUGUAGCGGCGGAAAUUGCUCUCAAGGAAGUGGUAUUUUACACUAUGCUCACGGGGACAGUCAGCAGACUCACCCACUCAAGCAAGGGAGAAGCUCCGCGGGCACCGGCCUCAGCAGUGGGAAGCGUCCUAGUCAGGAAGAGGAUGCCCAGAGUGUCGGCCCCAAAGUCCAGCGACAGAGCAGUAACUGAUACGAAAGCGUGUGGGAGGAGUCCUCGCAACUGAAGUUGGUGGGAAAGUCAGUUCUUUUCAUUUAAAUUAUUUAAAAAUGUCAUUCAUUCAUGGAAAACAGUUACAUUUCAAACAUUAUUUCUAAUAAUAUUUCUGUGGUUUUUAACUUUUUAAUGAAUGUCAUAUAGGACAAGUGGUAAUUUGUAUAUAAAGAACUUGGUAAGAGAUUUGCUUAAUGUAAAUAUAAGCCACAGUUAGAAUAGACUCAUCAGUAUAUUUUUGAUAAUUUUUCAUGUAUGGUAAAAGUUAAAGUUAACAGAUAUUCUGAUAUAAAUCUCAAGAGUUUUGAGAGUCAUUGCAGGAAAAUGGGAAGUUUUUAGACUUUCUUAAAAGACUUUGUUAAAAUUUUAGGACACAUUUUUCCAGACAUCAUUGUUUGAUCUGAUUUUGCAGUCUUUGAUACUAAUGCUUUAGAGAAUACCUGUGCUCACGUGCAUAGGCCUCUGUCAGCGAGGCCGGCUGUCUGCGUUACGGCCUCCUGACGUGCGUGCGCAGUGCAUUGUGCGCUCCUUUGUCUCCCCGCCUCUUGAUUUACAUCUACCGUGACUUUGUUAUUAAAGUAUAUGCAAAUACGGAA